This is a messenger RNA of Biomphalaria glabrata, 3693 nucleotides long. RefSeq names its product parathyroid hormone/parathyroid hormone-related peptide receptor-like. The transcript has 17 exons. The record is from RefSeq and is a predicted model, not a curated record. Gene Ontology annotation, cellular component: plasma membrane. Gene Ontology annotation, biological process: adenylate cyclase-modulating G protein-coupled receptor signaling pathway; cell surface receptor signaling pathway. The coding region runs from base 704 to 2230 and encodes 508 amino acids. Gene Ontology annotation, molecular function: peptide hormone binding; G protein-coupled peptide receptor activity. NCBI's taxonomy places the organism in Eukaryota, Metazoa, Mollusca, Gastropoda, Planorbidae.
UCCAGAUAAGCGAGGGGAGAGAACCAGUUCAAAUGAAGGGACGUAACUAACAUUUAGUGUGCGGUGAAAGGCGAGAAAUAAAAGAGAUAAAAAAAAAAGAGUGAGAGAGAGAUGAAUAAAUAUAUAUAUAUUUUUUUUUAACAUAAGUCGACAUCAUUGCUAAAAAUUCUGUUCUCGGUGGAUUUAGAAAACUUAAAAGUGAAACAGGGCUAAAGAGAAAAGUGGAUUUCAUUUUCACGGUAAAAUAAAAUAUUUCUAAUGUAAGACCAAUGCAUAGCUUCAGCAAACUACCUCCUUAUAUGUGAAAAGACACAUUUAUGUCCUUACAUAUGAGAACAAAUUUACAUAAUUUGUGAUUUACAUUUGAAAUUUAUUUUUACAAGUAAUUGUGUACUUCUGGUUAACAGAAUGAGAAAUUGCUUCUUUUGGAUUGUAAGUUUAAAAAUAAAAGUGGAUUUCUUUUCUUCGACUUGAAAGAGUUAAAGAGUCUAGAUAUUAGAAGAACAGUAUAAAGACCGUUUGGAGUACCCGAAGACGUCUGAAUAUCGCAGGGGGUUCAAUGUAUAUUUCUGGUGGUGAUAAAAUGCUGACUUCGAAGAAAUUAUUUUCUGAUUAAUGAUCCCGAGGACAAACCAGAGAACAAUUUAGUCCUGGGCUUCAUAAUGUCUACAUCAAUAGAGGAAUAAAUCUACAGGCGUUUCUCAUGGGUCCUAGUAAAUGGAAUACUUCGAAGAAAUUCGUCAGCGUCCAUGAAGACGAGCAGCUCAGGCUGAUUGAAGACGCCAGGGUGAAAUGUUACCAGGAGAUGGACAUGGCCGAGGAAUCCACAGCGGCGGGAUCAGUACCCUACUGCAAUAUGACGUGGGACGGAAUCGCCUGCUGGCCAUCCACGAUGGCGGGAAAAACAGUGGAACUGCCGUGUCCUAAUUACAUUAAUAAUUUUUAUAUUGAAGCCUACGCCACAAAGACCUGCAUGCAGAAUGGCGAGUGGUUCCAUCACUCUGAGUUUAACGUGACCUGGAGCAACUACAGCAGCUGCCGAGCCACUGAGAACAGUUCUGUCCAUGAAGGUGUGUCGGAGGUGCACGUGAACAGGAUCCAGACCAUGUAUAGCUUAGGAUAUGGUAUCUCUCUGAUCGCUCUCACUGUCGCCAUUUUUAUAAUGAUAUAUUUCAGACGACUCCAUUGCCCCAGAAACACUAUUCAUCUGAAUCUUUUUAUGGCCUUCGUCCUGCGGGCUUUGCUUUCAUUUCUGAAGGAUAAUCUUCAUGUCAUUCACAUUGAACUGUUUCAAGAGAUUGAAGAGUUUGCUCCCGGAAGAUACCGAUAUCAAAGUCCAUCUGGGUCGCACUGGCAGUGUAAGAUUCUCUUCACCACAUUCCACUACGUCCAACUGACCAGCAGUGCCUGGGUCUUCAUUGAAGGGUUCUACCUGUACAUCCUGGUCACGGUCACCAUAUUCUCAGAGCGCCGCUACAUUCGAUGGUGUACGCUUCUAGGAUGGGCUGGUCCCUUGUUAUUUCUUGUGCCUUGGGUCAUCAUACGGGCCACCAUUGAGGAUGACUUAUGCUGGAAUACACAUCCAACUACAGGAUAUUUCUGGAUCCUAAAAUGUCCACAAGUAGCUAUUGUAGUUAUCAACUUUGUGUUUUUCAUCAACAUUGUGAGAGUUCUGUUCACCAAACUGGUUCGAACUGCUCCGCCUCGUGCCAGGAAAUAUCGAUACAGACGCUUAGGAAAGUCUACACUUGUGUUGAUACCGAUUUUUGGUGUUCACUACUUAGUAACUAUUGGUGUACCAGACAACAUUGAUCCUGUCUUGGAGACCAUCAAGCUGUACUUAGAAAUGUUCUUCAAUUCCUUCCAGGGUUUAUUAAUAGCCUGCCUUUUCUGCUUUAUGAAUGGGGAGGUACGAGGCACAGUCCAAACAGAAAUACGGAAACGCUAUAUUCGCCACAAGCUGAGGGUCAAUUCGCGCAAGUUUCAUAACAAGUACGCGACCACAGCCAGUUCCCAUGUCCGGCCAAGGACCUGCCCUUCCUGUUCACCCCGUCACGAGUCUAGGGAGGUGAACUCUUCCAGCGGCUCGGACCACAACCAAAGUCUCGAAAGACAAAAGCUGAGAAUCUACAUCCAACCAAUGCGCUACUACCGCGCCCAACCCCCGGUCUCUUCUCCCAUUGACGUACGCCCUAUCAUCUACACGAGCAAGAAGAACAGUUAUGUGUAGCAUACGACACACUUCAGGUGCAAGAUUUUGUAACACGUUCUAUUACAACUUCCCUCAAGAAGCCUUACUUGACAAGGAGCGUAAGCUGGCAUAUCGUAUGUCAGUGCUAUGACAGAAGCGAGAUAACUCUUACCUCUGGUUGGUCUGAGUAGUCUACCUUCAUCUUCAGGUUCAUGUCCAAGAUUAUGUCUUGCAGACCUUGGCAGCCCCACAUAUGUUUGCAUGUGGUGUCAGCAUUUACAGCAUUUACGAGUGAUGUAUAAGCUCUUUAAUGUCAAAAGAAAACAUUUAAACUUUUGAAGAUUAAAUCAUUUGUAGAGCGCGUUAAUUUGUCGACACGGUUAAUGACGUUUACCAACUUUUGAAACUAAUAAUGGAUUAACUUUUUUCCAUUAUAUCAAAUCAUCUUUUUGACUUAUAGGAACAUUUACAUUUGUUACAAGUACAGUAAUCGUGUGAAUAUUUUGUGAAAGAUAAAAUCACUUGUAUUAACAUAUCAUUAAAACAAACUAUUCUGAUGGCCCUUUUACAUCCAUGUGUUAUAUGUUUUAAAUUCACAUUAUUUAUCAAAAAGGUCCUAUGAAAUCCCAUAAACUAUCAGUAAGGUCUUAUCUUGGUCUUAUGGGCCUACAUCAGCAUGCUUUUUAAUGAAGACUGUGCCAGUCUUUUGUGCUUGUUGCCAAUCGACCAAAAGUUUUUUUUUAUAGUACAUGCCAAAAAAAGGUUAUAAAAACUUAUAAUCUUAAAUAAACGUAUUUAUACAAAUUUGGAAAAGUGAAGACUGCAGAUAUAAAAAGUGUUGGUGGUGUUGGGGUUCCGUUAUGUAUUUUUUGGUAUAAGACUGCCUAGUCAUACGCGUAAUGGGCGCACUUUGAGUCUCUGCAGUAUAGCAGCCAUUUUAGCUAGAGAUAAACAAAAUACAUUUUUUUUUAACUCGUGAAGUUCAAAUGUCCUUAGUUUUAUAUCAUUACAAGCCCCACCCUUACCUUUACUAUGUUUAGAGACUUAAUGAGUUGAAUUCGCAGGAAUCAAAUCAACCACUUUUUUUCUUGACAUGUCAGUUUCUUCGAUUCCAUUAAGUCUUCUUUUCAUCAAGGCUGCUAAUUGAAUAGAUCUAAUGCAAUGUUUCUCAAAUUAUUACUAGUUAGAAAAAUUUCGUUCGCACCCGCCCCCCUUUAGCAUCUGGGGACCUAAAGGAGCACUAUAGGCGACCCCCUCCCUUUGAGAGGAUGUGGCGCGCCCCAUAAUUUGAGAAAGGCUGAUCUAGAGUUUAUCUCUAUAGUCCUCCAUUUGUUGAAAUCAAUAUCAAGGCCUAAGUAUUAAACGUGUUUCAUUGAUCCCAUUUGUUGUCCACAGAAGUCAAUCGUCUCUACAUCUCAUCUGUUUAAUUUUCACCUAGUGUCUCAGUUCAUUUUGUCUCUCAUGUGAUUUGUUUUCAAAAUGAUCAAAAUAAAUAAAUUUGU